UUGGGAGGCUGAUAUGUAAAGCAAAAUGGCUAAAGUUGAUACCUAUCACUCCUGUCCUGCGAUCCAUAGGCUGUCUCUGAAGAGUAUCAACGAUGACCCUGAUGAUAAGCUUGAAAAUGGAUUUACCAGGACCCGCUCGCUGUGUGAAGAGGGCACGUCUCCCGAACUGCACAGAGUCAUUUCCAUGGAGACGGGCGGCCUGCCUGAAUCUCGAAGAAGCUCGUUCGCAGGCAGCGGAGCGAUGGCUAGGUUAUCGUGGUUCAUCUUAUCACUGCGAUCCUGGGCCAGGAGGAACUUACAUCAUGAAGACCAAAGGCCAGAUUCCUUUCUUGAGCGAAUCCGAGGGCCAGAGCUCAAAGACAUUCCCAGUAGAGACAGCAACACCCAGCUGAACUACGAUGAGGCAGAUGGAUUGAAAAAUCAAUGGGCUCUGGCCAGAUUUAACAUCAACUACUCCAACAACACCAAUGAAGAAAAGAAGGAAGAAAAGAAAGAUGUUAAGGAGGAGAAAAAGGAGGAAAAGAAAGAGGAGAAAAAGGAGGAAAAGAAAGAGGAGAAAAAGGAUGACAAAAAAGAUGAUAAAAAGAAGGAAGAAGAGAAGAAGAAAGAUGUCUUUGUGAUGGACCCUUCAAGCGAUCUGUACUAUAGGUGGUUGACAAUCAUUGCAACACCCGUAUUCUAUAACUGGUGUUUGAUAGUGUGUAGAGCCUGUUUCGAUGAGCUUCAACUGGAAAACAUUACACUUUGGCUGAUCUUGGACUAUUCCUCUGAUGUCAUCUACAUCCUGGACACAUUAGUCAGGUUCAGAACAGGUUUCCUGGAACAAGGACUACUGGUUCGCGAUGAAAAAAAAUUAAGACUGAAUUAUCAAUCCACACUGCAGUUCAAGCUGGACUUGCUCUCUCUUGUCCCAACAGACCUGGGCUAUUUAAAAUUUGGGAUUAACUAUCCUGAGCUGCGCUUUAAUCGGCUGCUGAGAAUUGCUAGGCUGUUUGAGUUUUUUGACCGUACAGAAACGAGAACAAACUACCCAAACAUGUUUCGAAUUGGGAACCUUGUCUUGUACAUUCUUAUCAUUAUCCACUGGAAUGCAUGCAUAUUUUUUGCUAUUUCCAAGCAGAUUGGAUUUGGAACAGACACCUGGGUCUAUCCCAAUAUAUCCCAUCCGGAACAUGGACGUCUGUCCAGGAAAUACAUUUACAGUUUAUAUUGGUCAACAUUGACAUUGACAACCAUUGGCGAGACUCCACCUCCUGUGAAAGAUGGAGAGUAUCUAUUUGUGGUCAUGGACUUCCUGGUUGGUGUGCUCAUCUUUGCUACCAUUGUCGGUAACGUAGGCUCUAUGAUCUCUAACAUGAAUGCCUCUAGGGCAGAGUUCCAGGCAAAGGUUGAUUCUAUCAAACAGUACUUGCAGUUCCGAAAAGUCACCAAAGACUUGGAAAACAGGGUUAUUAAAUGGUUUGAUUACCUGUGGACCAAUAAGAAAACGGUGGAAGAGAAAGAAGUUCUGAAGUACCUCCCUGAUAAACUGAAGGCUGAAAUUGCCAUCAAUGUCCACUUAGACACGCUAAGGAAGGUCCGCAUCUUCCAAGACUGUGAAGCUGGACUCCUUAUUGAGCUGGUGUUGAAGCUAAGACCCACUGUCUUCAGCCCUGGAGAUUAUAUCUGCAAGAAAGGGGAUAUCGGAAGGGACAUGUAUAUUAUUAAAGAAGGGAAGCUGGCUGUCGUGGCUGAUGAUGGUGUGACCCAGUUUGUGGUCCUAAGUGAUGGCAGCUACUUUGGAGAAAUCAGCAUCUUAAAUAUCAAAGGCAGCAAAUCUGGCAACAGGAGGACAGCCAACAUCAGGAGCAUAGGCUAUUCUGACCUGUUCUGCUUAUCUAAAGAUGACCUCAUGGAAGCUCUUACUGAGUACCCGGACGCCAAAAAGGCACUAGAAGAAAAAGGACGGCAGAUUUUGAUGAAAGACAAUUUGAUUGAUGAGGAAGCAGCUAAAGCAGGAGCAGAUCCCAAAGACCUGGAGGAGAAAAUAGAAAAGCUGGAAGCUGCCCUAGACAUUCUCCAGACCAGGUUCGCUAGACUCCACGGAGAGUACAUUGCGUCUCAAGCCAAAGUCAAGCAGAGACUUGUAAAAGUGGAGACAAAAGUGAAGAAAUAUGGAAGUGGUACACUGUCAGGCGAUGAGGGUGAAAAACCAGAGGAAGAGAAAAAGAAUUAAGUGGACACUUUGAUCAUUUUCAUUCAGCUCAGAAUAUUGCAUCAGAGAAGAGAUAUGCACAUGAAAAUAUGUAAACAAGGCUAUUUUUAUAUGGACCCAAAUCAAUGGCAUUUGUAGCAUUUUUAACUGAAGCAAUUGUCAUGUAAAUAGGAAAUUCUUAUGUUUUAUGAUAUUUUUAGAAACAGUUCUUCACUUCCUUUUCGUUGUUGUUCAUUUUGUAUUGGUUACGGGUUUCUUAUGAGUCACAGUCAGACCUCCUUGAUGGUAGAGUGUGUGCAGGUCUGACUGCAUUUGUGAUUGACACCUUUCACUAUGUAUUUGGUGCCAAGGAGGUCUUCUGUAAACUAAUAAGUUAGUGGACUGAUCAAACAGAUGCAUACAUAUAAAUAAGAAUGCUACUUGCACCAUUUCUGCUUUGAAAUCAUAGUAGCCUCCUGGUGAAUAUAAUUUAUCCACUUUCACAUAAAUUUAUUCUACUCAUUUUGAAGAUACUAGACACCAUAGAGAACCAUCUAUAUAGUACUUGCUGAAUGUGGCAUGUGUGAAUGAGCUACUUGUAUACUUAUUUGUCACAAAUCUCCAUACAGUUCUACCUACGAUAUUAUUUGGUUGUUGGAAGGGCCUGACGGAGUU
This is a messenger RNA of Lacerta agilis (Sand lizard), 2848 nucleotides long. It is a transcript of the gene CNGA3, whose product is annotated as cyclic nucleotide gated channel subunit alpha 3. The transcript has 8 exons. Gene Ontology annotation, biological process: potassium ion transport; monoatomic cation transmembrane transport. Bases 26 to 2215 code for a protein of 729 amino acids. NCBI's taxonomy places the organism in Eukaryota, Metazoa, Chordata, Lepidosauria, Squamata, Lacertidae. Gene Ontology annotation, cellular component: plasma membrane; intracellular cyclic nucleotide activated cation channel complex. The record is from RefSeq and is a predicted model, not a curated record. Gene Ontology annotation, molecular function: protein-containing complex binding; intracellularly cGMP-activated cation channel activity; cGMP binding.